Messenger RNA from Fusarium pseudograminearum CS3096, 2505 nucleotides. RefSeq lists its product as uncharacterized. Bases 1 to 2505 code for a protein of 834 amino acids. Gene Ontology annotation, biological process: glucan catabolic process. Gene Ontology annotation, molecular function: beta-glucosidase activity. The record is from RefSeq and is a predicted model, not a curated record. NCBI's taxonomy places the organism in Eukaryota, Fungi, Ascomycota, Sordariomycetes, Hypocreales, Nectriaceae. The transcript has a single exon.
AUGACACCCUCUCAAGCCACUACCGACCUUGUCUCGAAACUCACCGUCGAGGAGAAGGUCUCCCUGCUUGCAGCUGUUGACUGGUGGCGAACACCCACUAUCAAGAGAGAAAAUGUCUUUAUCCCUCACAUCAAAACAUCCGAUGGGCCUAACGGCGCUCGAGGAGAGAGCUACGUAAGCGGCAUCACCGCGGCAUGCUUCCCUUGCUCAACCGCCCUGGGAGCUUCAUUUGAUCAGGAGAAAGCGUACCGUAUGGGCGAGGAGAUUGCAAAAGAGACAAUCACAAAGUCGGCCAAUGUCUUACUGGCACCAACCAUGAAUAUAAUCCGAUCGCCCCUCGGUGGACGCAACUAUGAGACUUACUCGGAGGACCCAUACCUGAUCGGGACCCUGGCCUCUGCCUUUGUUCGUGGCUGUCAAAGUCAAGGGAUUGCAGCUACGCCCAAGCAUUUCGCCGCCAACGAUUCAGAAAAAUCCAGAACCAAGAUGACAUCAAACAUCGAUAUGCAGACACUGCGUGAGAUUUACUUGCUGCCUUUCCAACUUGUGCUACGUGAUUCGGACCCUUGGUGCUUCAUGACGUCCUAUAAUCGGCUCAACGAGGAGUAUUGUGCAGAUAGCCAUUGGCUUCUGGAAGAGAUCUUGCGCAAAGAAUGGGGGUUCCCGGGUUUGGUGAUAUCUGACUGGAUGGGAACCUACUCAACCGCCAAAUCACUCAACGCAGGCAUGGAUCUCGAGAUGCCCGGUCCAACAAGAUGGCGAGGGAAGAAGCUCAUCGCCGAGAUAGAAUCAGGGAAUGUGUCUAUGAAAGUUCUUGAUAAGAGUGUUGGUAGAGUCAUUGACCUUGCAAAGAAAACAGGGCGAUUCGAGGAUCCUGUUGAGAAACCUGAGCGUUCUGUCGAGGAUCCAGCUCGAAUCGAGUACAUCACAUCUGUCGCAGCCGAUGGAAUGGUUCUUCUUAAGAACGAUAACAAUGUCUUGCCAUUAUCAGCACAUGGUUCUGUUGCUGUCAUCGGCCAUUUCGCUUCGAAUCCAAGCAUCGGUGGUGGUGGUAGCGCAAAGGUUCUAGCACAGCAUAUCGUUUCGCCGCUCCAAGGACUCAAAUCCCGAGGGGUCACUCCCCGAUUUGCCCCAGGUGUUCCCGUCUUUGGAGCGUUACCCCAUGCCGUGCCAGACUCAAUUUCGGAAGUGCAACUAAGAUGGUUCAAUGGUUCGGUAGUCGGAGAGAAUCUGGCCCAUGAACAGACUGUCGCGCUUCCGGAGUACAUGAUCAAGGAGGCUUGGCCUGAUUAUCUCAGCAAGGAUUAUUGCAGCAGCAUGUCAUUCACUUUGAUACCCAAAACAAGUGGCGAUCAUAUCUUCUCUGUCAUCACUACCGGCAAGGCUGAUGUCAUCGUCAACGGCGAAAAUGUGUUCCACCGUCCACAAGAGUCAGUUCUGUUGCCAGAGUCCUUUUACUUCUACAAAGCCAAGAUCGAGCGUCGAUUUACCUUCAACAUGAUUGCAGGCCGGGAAUACAAAGUCGAGUUACGUUCGUGGGCCACAGACGAAGAUGUUCUUGCAAAGAUUGGUGGAACCAUGUUCCAAGGAGCCUCACUUCGCUUCAUGGAACACAUCGAUAUUCCUAGAGCUAUCAGUGAUGCAGCUGAUGCAGCAGGGUCUUCUGAUACUGCAGUUGUCUUUGUUGGUACAACCAACGAGAUGGAGUCGGAAGGUUACGAUCGCGACACGAUGGACCUUACCUCUGACCAGUAUGAUCUGAUUGCCGCUGUCGUGGCUCGCAACCCAAAGACAGUGGUUGUUAACCUCUCUGGGUCUCCUGUCACAGUAUCUCCUUUCAUCGACCGAGUUCCCACCUUUCUUCAAGCAUGGUUCGCUGGUCAAGAAUGUGGCCAUGCCAUAGCUCGUGUUCUUCUUGGGGAUGUCAACCCAUCAGGACGUCUGCCCAUGUCUUGGCCGCAAAGUAACGAAGAUAAUCCAGCUUAUCCCAACUUUCCCUGUAACGAUGAUCUUGUUUUGAACUACGAGGAACGUCUCAAGGUCGGCUACCGCUUUUACGAUGACAAGUCAGCACCAACGCCGCAAUUUCAUUUCGGACAAGGCCUAUCCUAUACGACCUUCGCCCUGAAGGGACAGCCUAGUUUCACGUCAUGCUUCAGUAGUGUAGAGGAAACCGCAGUAUCAGUAUCAACCCAAGUUGAGAAUACGGGCAACAGAGACGGCAAACAAGUGAUCCAAUUGUAUAUCACCCUCCCUUCUUGCAACGGAAAUCAUCGCCCCGUCAAGGAGCUCAAAGCAUACCACAAGGUGCUUGUGCCUGCUGGUCAGGCGAAGGGCGUCAUGUUCAAGCUUGAUAAGUACGCGUUCAGCUACUUCGAUGCAGAAGAAGGGAAAUGGAGAAUCCCAGAAGGCGAGUUCUUGGUACAUUUGGCCUUUAGCUCUGCUGAGGUGCUUCAGACCUUCUCGGUUACAAAUGCAACACCGCAUUUCUGGAUGGGAUUAUAG